Molecule: messenger RNA, 1665 nt
Organism: Puccinia triticina
Lineage: Eukaryota; Fungi; Basidiomycota; Pucciniomycetes; Pucciniales; Pucciniaceae
Exons: 3
Coding region: 1-1665 (554 amino acids)
Source: RefSeq, a predicted model, not a curated record
AUGCCCUCGUCCUCUAAUCGCGGCAAUCGUCGCGUCAGUCGCACAAUCAUAUACUUUAAUGACCGUCGGAUUGUCCCUGAGAGUGCGCUUCCGGAGAUGUACCAAGAGAUAAACCCCGAAGGAAUGGACACCGAUGCGCGCCUAAGAUCCCUGACUAACAAAGUCAAUCAAAUAAUUCAAGUAUGUAACGCCGAAGCUAGGCAAUUCCAUAACGAUAUUGAAGCGGUGGAGGAAAGAAUUGAUGGCCUGUUGCGAAUUAUUGAAGGCCGUGGGAUGGUCGGUGUUCCCAAAGCAAGGGUGGCAGAUACCGUGGAGGAAGAAGAUGUAACAUCACCUGGCGCAGCGGAACGAGAAGAUACAAUGGACGUGGAUCACUCAGUUGAUCCCCACCAGACGAACGAGCGCGCGGGCCCUGAGCCAAACGUUCCCGAUGGCGAAACAAUUCCCGACAACAUCGAAGCAUUGCACGGCUUGGUCGCAGCAAUGAAGAAGAGUAUUUCUCGUGCUGUGCUAUCUACGAUGUUCAACUCGGAACUUUUUGGUCGUAUUACCGAGGAAGAAAAGGCACGGCUGCUGAGUGCUGCUGGGAUUCCACCAGUGCAUGGGGUUGCGCAGGUGGGCGCAAUUGUUGACCAGGCCUUUGUGGGACGUGUAUUGGACGGCUUGAACCGGGCGGCUUGGGAAGACGAGGCGGAAUUCCGGGCAAGGUUUUGGAGUCUACUUGGGACUGAACAAAAAGCAACGGCCGAGUUUGACAAACAUCUUUGGCAGAAAGUGGCCGAAUACCGAACAGCUUUGAUGAUUGAGCGGCAGCCGGCGGAAGAAGUGGUCUUCGUGGAUCAGGAUGAGGAUGAUGGUCGAGUCGAGUUGGCUGUCGUGGAUCCGGGGGAGGAUGAAGGUCGAGUGGAGCCAGCGGUCGUGGAACGGGGUGAGGAUGAAGGUCGAGUGGAGCCAGCAGUCGUGGAUCGGGGUGAAGAUGAUGGUGAUUGGGUGGAGCCAACUUUCACGGAUCGGGCUCGGGAAAGGGAUGCAAGGAGGAACAAGAUUCGGUCCGAGAUGAGAGCGAUGGAGGGGACCAUCAGAAGGGCCAGGCGGACAAUUGCGCGGGCCGAAUUGAGGAUUGCAAGUGCGACGCAAUUACUGGAGGAAAGUGACGCCGAGCUUUUGAGGACUUUCUACGAUGAGGAGGAAGACGCCCAGGCUGAACACAGGCGGAUUCAAGAUCAGUGGUACGCCGAACGUGAAGUGAGGAUGCGAUGGGAAGGAGCGGACUUCGAAGAGGAUUGGGCGGAUGUGGCUGAUGACGGGGAAGGGUAUGAGGAUUAUAUGAGGAGGAUUACCGGCCUCUUACAACUUCGUGAUAUGGCCGAAGAGGCUGCUCAACAGGACAACCAGGCUUUUCAAGUUCAACCACCACUGCGAGUCGAAUCACCAGCUCCAGAGGCGAGUCCGGCCCCCGAGUCACUUGAGCGUAGCGAAGCAGGAGCAAGUCCGACGGCUGAUUUGGUCCGCAUGAGCCCAGCAGAUGAUGCAGAGGAGGAUUGGGUCGACGCGGCUGAGGAUCAACGGGGCCUGAAUGUCGCGACUGGGAAUGAAUCAAAGCGAAAUAUUGUCGACUCGGAGCCUGUUGCUGGUCCCUCAAGCAAGCGCGCAAGGUAUAACUGA